Molecule: messenger RNA, 985 nt
Organism: Myotis myotis
Lineage: Eukaryota; Metazoa; Chordata; Mammalia; Chiroptera; Vespertilionidae
Exons: 5
Coding region: 1-675 (224 amino acids)
Source: RefSeq, a predicted model, not a curated record
AUGCCAUGUCAUGUUGGCAGUUCUGAGUCCCAGGCUUUGGAUCCAGUUCCCAAGAAACAACGCACUGAGCAAACGGAAAAGUCCUUUGCAGAUACCAGUGAGACCCAAAGCUUUCGUCCUUUACGUCUACCUUGUUCAAUAAGAUUCUCUGAAUUGUUUAAAGAGCCUGGGAAUUUUCAUACCUCCACCCAGAUCCAGUCCACUGAUACUCCUGUCAAAUUAGCAGCUAAGGAACAAGAUAAAAACAUUGAGAGCCAGGGGGAAAAAAGUCAAAGUGUUGUUCCUGAGGACCAGCAGAAACAAGAUGUGCCACCACAAACAUAUAGCACAGAUGAUUAUGUUCUUCCUGCCAGCACUUCUGAAUUGGAGUCAGACUCCCUGGAGACCACACAAGAUUACCUCCAACUUUGGCCUAAGACAUCAGGCCCAAAUAAUAAGAGCAAAUAUGAAGUGAAAAGUUGGCCUUACAUUAGCCAGGACCCAGAAGACAGUUCUGAGCCCAGAGUGACUCAUUACUAUUCGUGUCACCCCGUGGAAGUAGGCCAGCAGGAACUAACUCCUGGGGAAGAAAAACAGGAAACUUCAAAUCCACAGGCUUCCCAGGACACUGCUGAAGAUCCAUCAGAAAAAAUCAUCUCUUACUUAUCUUCAGACCAGUCUGAAGCACAUGAGUAGUUGAACCAGCAGUAUUCUCAUGAGAAGCCUUGAGAAGGGCUCCUAGAGUCCCUUGGGCUUAUACUUACUUUUCUUUCCCAUAAAGCUGUUUUUGUAAUUGUUAGUUGAACACAACCUAUUUCUUUUAAGUUAUGCUGCAGUAUUAUCCUUAGUGUGCUAGUAUGUGACAGCAGCUAGGCCAUGGCAGGAGACCACUGUCCCAAUAUAUCCUGUCCAACUUUGCACACAGCUCUUCUACUGGGCAGGCUGUAGUGUGCUCAUGUUAGAAUGCCUUUUUUUCUGUCAAGAAGUAUUUCUAGAAUAGAUUGCA